AUGGACCCAAAUACUGGUUAUCCCGCCGGCUAUCCCGUCCCGACUCAGAGCCCGCAAAACCAACAGAUGCCUUUUUACCCUAAUGGUGUUCCCCCAUACCCCCAGUCAAAGACACCCUCCGCUCAACAUUUCGGUACUAUGCCCAUGCAGCCCGGUCCUGGUGGAGCGAUGAUGCCUUCAGGUUACCCGCAGCAAUCCUCCGCACCUAUGGAUAAUUUCUCAGCUCCUUUCGUCCAAGCCCCCAUUCCCAACCCCAUGGGGCAAUUUGUUCCCCCCCAGGGCACCUCCGGCGCAAACAUGCCAUCGCAAGUAGCGCAGACCUUUUCUCAGAACAUGGCCUCCAUAUCAGCGAACAACCUACUCAACACACAACCUAGACCCACUUCACAAAUGAAUUCACCCCAAAUUGGGGCCCCUGCCCCUGCUGCUCAAAACCAGGCACAAGCCCACGCUCAAGCGCAGGCGCAGGCACAGGCUCAGGCUCAGUUUGCGGCGCGUGAGAAGGCCCGCGUCACAACUCUCCUUGACAUCAACUCGGCUUUGUUGCAAGAAGUGGUGAACCUUCAAGCGGCCGGCAAGGCUGGUCCAGCUUCCAACCCAGAAACCAAUUCACCGGCAUCAGAGCAACCCGAUCCCUCCAAGGCCAACCAAAAGCCGAGCCCUGAAUACAUCGAGUGCAUGCGACGCUUGCAAGUCAACUUGGCCUACCUUGCGACUAUUGCUGAUCGAGCGAAGAAGGCCAGUGGCGUCGUACCUCAGACCCCUGCAAUCAUGACACCUCCUCAAAACCUUCCUGCUUUGAAUGAACUAUAUGCCAAGCUCAAUGAGCUCUUCUCGCGACCAGCGAAGACCUCUACUCCGCAAAGGCUGAGCCCUCAGUCCAUGCAAGGCACGGGUGGUCCUAGCCCUAGCGGUACUGAGUCGGGCAUCUGA
Messenger RNA from Penicillium bovifimosum, 933 nucleotides. RefSeq lists its product as uncharacterized. The coding region runs from base 1 to 933 and encodes 310 amino acids. The transcript has 2 exons. The record is from RefSeq and is a predicted model, not a curated record. NCBI's taxonomy places the organism in Eukaryota, Fungi, Ascomycota, Eurotiomycetes, Eurotiales, Aspergillaceae.